This is a messenger RNA of Solenopsis invicta (red fire ant), 3573 nucleotides long. RefSeq names its product facilitated trehalose transporter Tret1. Gene Ontology annotation, cellular component: membrane. Gene Ontology annotation, biological process: transmembrane transport; carbohydrate transport. Gene Ontology annotation, molecular function: sugar transmembrane transporter activity. The record is from RefSeq and is a predicted model, not a curated record. Lineage: Eukaryota; Metazoa; Arthropoda; Insecta; Hymenoptera; Formicidae. The transcript is spliced from 2 exons. Bases 450 to 1955 code for a protein of 501 amino acids.
AUAGAAAAUUAAAAAUGUAACGAAUAAAACAGCAGUAACGAAUAGCAUAUCACAGUCGGUAUUCUCUUUAGUAAUUAAUUGUCACCUUCGCCGGUAGAUGUCAAGUGCUAUUGCAAAAUAUAUCGUGUGUACCUUUUCGACACCUCUCAACACUUUUCGCAAUUCGCAAUCGAAACGAGAUAGACAUAUAUUCGACCAUUGAGACGAAGAAAGCGCGAGAAGUGCAAGGUGCAGAGGUGCAGAAGUGCAAGUGAACGAACCGGUCGUCUGCACCGCACCUCGACGAAGAUGACGGAAUUGAAUAACAAUCUCGUGUAAAAUAUAUGUUGUACGUAUCUGUAACUGUAUCUCGAAAACUGUCACGCGAGCUUACGCGAAUUGAAGUGUCAAACAGAUAUGGGACUGUCGCAUUUCUUCGUUAAAUUGGAGUAGAUUAAAAGGAUUUCACAAUGUCGACGGAAAAUGUGUGGGAUGCCGAGAAUGCGGUUUGUUCGACCACUGACGAAAGUACACCACUUUUGUCAAGAAGUGGUCAAACCAUGGUCGAGAAGAUUAGCAUUUCGCAGCAGACUUUGGUCUCCAAUAAUGGCCAGCUUGGUCAAGCCAAGAGGCUGCCACAGUACAUAGCAGCUUUAGCAGCAACGCUUGGCGCUGUUGCUGCUGGUAUGGUGCUUGGUUGGUCGUCGCCCGCUGGUAAAAAUGGUGUGAAUCUGCAGAAGGAUUACAACAUAACUAUGGAUGCAACUGAAUUUUCCUGGGUCGGAUCACUUGCUACUCUUGGAGCGGGUGUGAUAUGCAUUCCCAUCGGUGUAAUAGCGGACUUAAUCGGGAGGAAGACUGCCAUGCUGGUCAUGGUAGUUCCUUUCGUCGUUGGUUGGAUACUUAUUAUCUGCUCGAAUUCAAUGAUCAUGUUCUACUUUGGUAGAUUUAUUACAGGCCUUGGUGGUGGUACCUUUUGUGUAGCUGCUCCCUUAUAUACUGCAGAGAUAGCGGAAAAAGAGAUUCGUGGCGCACUCGGUACUUACUUCCAAUUGAUGCUCACAAUAGGUAUCCUGAUUUCGUACAUUCUUGGCGCCGUUAUUGAAAAUAUGUUUACUCUGUCGAUUAUUUCCGCGGUCAUACCACUGAUCUUUUUUGUGGCGUUCAUCUUCAUGCCAGAGACUCCAGUGUACUACUUAAAGAAAAACAACCAGGAGGCCGCCAGAAAUAGUUUGAUCAAACUUCGUGGCAAUCAGUAUAAUAUCGAAGCCGAGUUGCAGGAGAUGCAAGAAGCGCUUGAAGAAACGAAGCGGAGCGGCGCGUCGUUCACAGAUUUGAUUCAAACUAAGGCUGUCAAAAAAGGCUUUGUAAUUGCCUACGGGUUGAUGCUCUUCCAGCAAAUGAGUGGCGUAAACGCCAUCAUUUUUUACUCUUCAGAUAUCUUCGAGAGAGCCGGAUCCUCUAUAGAGCCCAAUAUAGCUACCAUUAUUGUGGGAGCGGUGCAAGCAGUAUCAGUUUUCUUCGGUACUCUUGUCAUCGAUAGACUCGGCAGGAGGAUCUUGCUGCUGGCAUCAAUCAUAAUGAUGUUCGUGACGACUCUGAUUCUUGGAGUUUACUUUUAUUGUAUUGAAAAUAAUACUGCUUUCGACGAUAUUAAGUGGUUCGCCCUUAUCCCACUCUGUGUCUUUCUCGUACUAUUUUCAUUCGGCUUUGGACCGAUCCCGUGGAUGAUGAUGCCGGAGAUCUUUGCUCCGGAAGUAAAGGGAGUCGCCGGGAGUAGCGCUUGCCUAUUCAACUGGCUUAUGGCUUUUGUAAUCACCAAAUUUUACACCGAUAUGGUCGCCGCUGUGGAACCCUAUGGUACUUUCUGGAUAUUCUGUUUAUUCUGCAUCAUUGGCACCGUAUUUGUUUACUUCUUGGUCCCAGAAACCAAGGGCAAGACGCUAGAUGAAAUACAAAGAGAGUUGAAUCGUUGAUCAAGAGAUCAGGAACUUUUUCAAUAAGCAGAAAAUAUAAAUUGUACAUAUUGAAAUAUAUUUUUUAGUUGUACAUAAUAAGUUAUAGUACUUAAAUGAAACACAUUUUGUAAAUUGAUUACAUGGAGUAUGUAUCAGACUCAUGUCACAGUGCGAGAAUGUAUUUUGUAUUCGAAAACGGUCGUAAUGUUAUUCAAUGUCCACAUUGUCAUUUUAUUAUAUCAAUGCUAUCUCUUUAACCCUCACAUGGAGAAUUUAUUAAUUGAAAUUAAAGAACAAAAUAUAUUUUUAAUAAGCAAGUGAACGGCCAAAAUAUAUUUAUUUUUUUCUGAAAUUAUAUAAAAUAAUCACAUCGUGUCCUAAAGGAAACAUCCUUAAGAAAAAAAUAUGAUAAAAUUGAAAUUUACCUCAAAUUACUAUCAAUAUGUAUAUUAUCUUAUUGUAUCAUAGCUUCUAAGCAACGAAAAUUUUUUAGUGGCUUGCAAACAUUGCUAGUCUGCCCUUUGAGGGUCCAAAGAAGCAGUAUUUUAACAUUUGAUACAUAUCUUUAUCUUCUGUAUCCUAAUUAGAUACUGUAAGCCCGUUCGUUAUUCUCACUUUUAUAAGAAUAAAAAAAUUAUUAAAUGAUUUUUACAUAUGUAUACCUUAACAUCUAGAAAAUAUUUGUCUGAUUAUUUAUUUUUAAAAAUUAUACAUAAAUGUUACAACCCAUUAUAGCUGACAAGAUGAGAAAAAUGUACAUUUUCAUGUAAAAAUUAAAAACAUUGAAAAUAACUUAAGGAAAAAUAUUUUCGUAUUUUAAAAUUGAUAUUCCGAACCACAAAAAUAAUUAAAUGUAUCAACUGUCCAAAAAGUUAGGUCAAUGCUUGAGAAUGACUUUUUAAUAUGAAUGUAUGUAAAUUGAAAAUAUAUUGCAUUUAUAUUUUUAACAAUGCGUUUUAUAUUAUUGAUAUUACAAAAUUGAUAUUACAAAUAUAGAUAAUCAUUACACGUACGAUAUUGAUAUUGUAAAAAUUAACAAAAAAAUAGAAAAACCGUUUAAAAGAAAAGUAAAAAAUAAAAAUAAAAAAAUAUUUUUUAAAUUUAAAAAUUAAAAAUUCCAUUUUUUUGUAAUAGUUUGUAAAAUUAUUACAACAGAUUUUGCUAUUACAAUGCCUGGUCAUAUUAAAAUUAUUUAUAUUGUAUUACGACAGAUUUAAUUAAAAAUAAUAACAAUUCUUUAAUAUAGAAAAAAAUAUAAGACGAGUUAUUCGUGUCCUAAGGUGAAUUUUUGAAGCGUUUUGGUCGAAGAACGUGCACGAAUUGGCUGACAAUGCUCACUUCUUAAAUGUACGUUAAGUCUUUCAAAGGAAAAAAUAUUAUUUACUCAGUUAUUCUUAACUCGAAGGGAAGAAAUAUGCAGAACACAAAUGUCCUAAUAAGGUGUGUAUAAGUGUUAUUAAGGCGAUUUUAGAUGUAUUAUAAGAUAUGUAUAAAGUUGUAUACUUGUAUAAAGUUUUUAUUGAUUAUGUAUUGUUUUCUAUUUUAGUUAGCAUUAUCAUUACAUGUAUAUUUGAUAUUUAUUUGCCUAUUGCAAAUAAAUUGUUGUUAAUUAUAUCUAAUACAAAUUUGCAUUUUC